AUGUUCCAACCCGAAGAAUGGGAAGGUUAUGAAGAGGAUGCGAGAGUGGCCGACCCUUUCACGACAUCUAUGAAGAAGGCCACUCGCUCACGCCUUCACCAAUCCCCAGCUAGCGGUCCUCCCUCCAGACCACCUAGUACCAACAGCUCCAACUAUUCCACAAAGUCUCACCCCGGCCUUAGUAGCUUACCCGCCUCGUCCCUACACUCUCCUACUCCAUCCUACAAAUCUCGCGACCAACAGGAAAAUGCCAGACUCACAAAAUCAGCCACUUUCUCUCAUUACCCAACAAAUCACAUGCUCCCCCCAGCUUCCCCUCACCCUCUUACAAAUCUCGUGAUCCAAUCCCCAACACCAUUUCAGAUUCUACCUCCAUCACCAACUCAACAAACCGCAUCAUCCGCCUUCCUCCUCGUGGCGUUGCCCACUUCAAACCCCGCCACCAACAAAAAACUGGCUUCCAAUCCUGCAAUCCUUUCUCUCUUAUACCUUCACCAACCCCGAUAUUCUCGAGGAAGCACUCGAAACCCCCAAAAAUGGCGUAACGUGUGUUGGAAAGAGUAUGCGAAUCUGUUUGGAUGGCAAUGA
Messenger RNA from Botrytis sinoallii, 588 nucleotides. RefSeq lists its product as uncharacterized. The record is from RefSeq and is a predicted model, not a curated record. The transcript has a single exon. Lineage: Eukaryota; Fungi; Ascomycota; Leotiomycetes; Helotiales; Sclerotiniaceae. Bases 1 to 588 code for a protein of 195 amino acids.